Messenger RNA from Dermacentor albipictus, 1005 nucleotides. NCBI's taxonomy places the organism in Eukaryota, Metazoa, Arthropoda, Arachnida, Ixodida, Ixodidae. The record is from RefSeq and is a predicted model, not a curated record.
GGUGCAGGUACGGUGAUGAUAUUGAGCAGCCAAAGCACCGUGACGCUCGAAGACGUCAGGGCCGGUGCGCCCGGCUGUCUUCUCUGGCAGCAGACGUACAUCUUCCGCAACCGGUCGCUCACCGAGUUGCUGGUCAAGAGGGCAGAUUCCCAAGGCUUCGCCGCUAUUGUGGUCACCGCGGACUCCCCCGUGCCUUGAGAUGGCGUUUUGUGUCACGAGUAUCUCUCGCAACUGCCGCAUGGCCUCAGGCAGCGUUUACCGACGAGGUCCAUGGUUGCAAGCUCCAAGACACGUAUUCGAGCGACAUGGAUGUUGGGGCUUCGGCCACGUUGAACGACAUCAAAUGGAUAUGCAGGGUCUCGAAGCUGCCUGUAGUCGUCAAGGGCGUCCUUACUGCCGAAGCGGCGCUCCAAGCAUACCGCCACGGUGCCGCGGCCGUCAUCGAGUCCAACCACGGAGGCCGCCAGCUGGAUGGAACCCCAGCCACGAUUGACGUCCUCCCCGAGAUCGUCGCCGCCGUUGGUGACAAGAUGGAAGUGUACCUGGACAGCGGAGUGCGAACAGGUGCGGACGUGGUCAAGGCGCUCGCGCUCGGAGCUCGGGCGGUGUUCGUGGGACGACCUGUGCUGUGGGGACUCGCAUACGACGGCAAGCAAGGUGUCGACAGAGUGUUGCACAUAUUCAGAGAGGAACUUGAGUGCACUAUGCGACUCCUCGGUUGUUCGGACAUUAGGAACCUGUGCGAAGAAUUUCUCAUCAGCAAGAACCACUGUUCGCGACCAUUUCGAUCUACCCUAUAGGCGAUGAAGACAUGGUUGCAGGGCCUGUUCAGGGGGAUGGUGAUGUAUGAGCUGCAAAUUUGGGAGCCAUCUGAACGAACUGACCCGGAGGUGCUGCAGUGAUUGUUAGUGGAUGUUAAUAGUUGCCCUUACGAAUGCCUAUGUUAUUUUCCUGUCACAUGCUUUCAGUCUCUGGCUCUUUAUGCAUUUUUAUUGAGCAAUGUGC